Molecule: messenger RNA, 2988 nt
Organism: Amphibalanus amphitrite
Lineage: Eukaryota; Metazoa; Arthropoda; Thecostraca; Balanomorpha; Balanidae
Exons: 9
Coding region: 67-2241 (724 amino acids)
Cellular component (GO): cytoplasm; plasma membrane
Molecular function (GO): protein binding
Source: RefSeq, a predicted model, not a curated record
UCAACUUCCGCAUCCUUGGGGAGGAAAAGAAACUUGAGGAGGGUGAGCUCCCAAAACUAUGCAAAAAUGUCUGGGAUGAGGGAGGUGUACAGGGCUGGCUGGCUGAAGAAAAUCACAUCAGAUGACAAGAAAAAGUCAUUCAAGAACCCGCGGGUCGAGAAGGUAUGGAUGGUGUUCUGCGUGCACGACGAGCAGACGCCGUUCCUGGAGCAGUACGGGUCGCGGCAGGCGGCCGCCGGCCACCAGCCCGAGUUUGGCUACCCGCUGGCCGAGUGCUACCACGUGUCGGCCAGCAUCCGACCCACGCUGGCCUCCGAGCACGAGUUCGUCAUCACACUCCGACAGGAUGUCGUCAAGUUCUCGUCCUCGCGCAGUGAGGUAAUAAACGACUGGAUAUCGAUCCUCCGUAACCAGCUGCACGAACUGAAGGUCCUCGAGUCCAAAUCGAACCUGUACUCGAAGGCGCCGCGGUUGCCCAUGCAGUUCGGGCUGCAGCGUGACCCGAACUCUCCGCUGCCGGCUCCGCCCCAGCCGCCGGUGCUCAGCGCGCCGCUGCUCGGCUCCGCAGCGGCGCCGCGGCCGCGGCUGGCGGCUGCCCCCGCUCCGUCCACCUCAUCAGCCGACGUCACAGUCACCUCGUCUGUGGCCACAUCGAGAGCCGAGAACACGUACUCCGUGUCGCCCAGCGCGACCGCCGCUGGCGCCGCUCCUACCGUCCCCACCAGCUGCGGAGGCGCAGCUCCGGAGCCGUCCGUACCGGCGGCGCCGCGCCGGGUCGCCCCCACCGUACCCGUCACCGUGCGAGCCGCACCCGUCACGCCCCCGGCCUCCCCGCCAGCGCACUGGACCCGGUUCGACGACGAGCCGAGCUCACCGCUGCCCUCGCCGCCGCCUCCGCCUGGCGUGCCGAGCUCGACGGCCCCGCUCACCCCUCCGACCCCUCCGGCGGCCGGCGGACGAGCCGCCGCCGACGAGCAUGUGACCGUCAUCAGUGUCGGGGAGGCGCUGCGACUGACCGUACCCGACUCAGCUGGAGGUGGUGAGGCCUCUCCGCCCCGUCAGAGGCGGAUGACGGCCCCGGCGCGGCCGGCGGCUGUCCCUCCGCCGGCGGCGCAGAGUGUGGCGGAGAGGAGAGCGGACCGCUCGCCGCUCGCAGCGUCCCCACCGGCACAGCCGGCCGCGGAGGAUAUUCUGCUCUACGAGCGACUCAGUGAGGCCAGCAGCGCGGCGGCGGCCAGCAGAGCGGUGCCUUCGGUAUCAGCUGCAGCCGCGGUGGUGACAACCGCGGCCGAGUCCGCCCGGACGUCGACAGUAUCGCCGCCGAUAGAUUCCAGCAGAUCACAUCCGGUCCUGCCGCCGACACCGCCCGCAGCCGCGGCGGGGACGACAGGAGCCACGGCGGGGGCGGGGGAGGCCGGCCGGGGGCACUCCACGGUACAGCGCUCACACAGCUCGGUUCCGCAGCAGCGGCCGUCGAUGCGGCCACCGCUGCAGCGUCAGACUAGUGAUACCAGCCUGGACAGCCGCGGCGCGACCGCCGGCCGGCCCCGGCCCGCCGUCGACCCUUCGCGCAGGGACGGCGCGGCGCGUCAGCUCAGUCUGCGCGAACACCAGGUGAUGGUGCUUCGCCGGGAGAUCGCGCACCGGCCCGGCGUGCGUAUGAUGCUGCCGCGACGCACUGUCAGCGGCGCACUGGCGCUCGUCGAUGGAUUCGGCGCCGUCUGGCUUGCCGGCUGGCGGUGGAAGGAGCAGCCGGCGCUAGCCUGCGCGCUGCACGUCGGUGACCGGAUCGCCUCCGUGGCCGGCGUGGCCGUCACCUCGGCAGCAGAGUUCGGCAGACUCGUCAAACAGCAGCAGGCGCCCGUGGUGGAGCUGGUGGUACAGCGGAUGCCGCACGCCAUCGUGGUGGCCAUGAAACGGGAGCACGAGGGCCAGCCGCUGGGCCUGGUCCGGGACGGAGCCACCGGAGAACUGCUGCAGGUGUUGCCCGACGGCCUGGCCGCCAGCCACGGCCUUCCGGCGCGCUCUGGCUCUGCUGACGGCCUCUCCCUCUGCAACUGGUACAUCACCGAGGUCAACAGCCGUGCGGUCAGCCUGUUCAGCAAGGGCGACGAGCUGGGCAGCCGGCUGGCGGCCGUCGGGCGCGACAUCUCGCUGGUCGUCCAGCCGGCGGAUCUCGUCAAGCUGCUGAAGCGACAGCUGAAGGCCAUCCGCGGAUAUAAGCAGUAUGUGGUGCAAUAGAGGUGAUCUGUGGACCUACUGACCACGGCCUGCCGUCGACCGGGGAGGGUGGAACCCUGUCUCGGUCUGUGGGUCGUGUGGUGGCUUGUGAUGGUCUGAUGCCGUGCGGGCCUGGUCUGGUGUGGCCCCUGGCGGUCUGAUAGCCGUCUUCCCUCCCCUGACGCCGUGUCUCGCCGCCGUGGGUCGCGGAAUUGCGGCUGUCUUGUGGAGCCGCCCUGUUGUGAUCUAAUGAUGUGAAUUUAUCUGCCUUUGGACUGAGGUGGCCCGUGUGGUUGGACCGGCGUGGUACCGCGGGGUGAGGCCACGCUGGAAGCUCCUCGGGGACCGGGGGCGGGCCCGGUAGCCCGCCCCGCACUGUGAUUGGAUGCACUGCACAACGAGUAGAGUAUGUCCGGCCGCGGCGCAAAGACUGCGUGUGUGGCCGCCGUGGCCGGCUCGCUAGUUAGACGAUGCACGUGUGCUCCGCCUUGUGCCGAAGUCCCGUGAGGGACGCUCUGAUGACAUCGAACCUGGGGUGAUAACAUUGUGUCUACGUUUGCAACAUCGAGAAUAGAUAUUAGAUCUCCACACUGGAUGGUGUCCGUGCACCAUGCCUUGACAUUGCACUGCGUAUUUGGGAUUUGUAUUCUCGACAUGCAAUUGCACAUGUGUGAUAUGGUGCUUCCACGCGAAUUAGAUUAUGAUGCACUUUUUUACGAACUUACAUUAUAUAGGUUUUUAUUAUAUCUAAUAAAAAGGUAACACUGA